Molecule: messenger RNA, 1016 nt
Organism: Ochotona princeps (American pika)
Lineage: Eukaryota; Metazoa; Chordata; Mammalia; Lagomorpha; Ochotonidae
Gene: RER1
Product: retention in endoplasmic reticulum sorting receptor 1
Exons: 7
Coding region: 166-753 (195 amino acids)
Biological process (GO): retrograde vesicle-mediated transport, Golgi to endoplasmic reticulum; protein retention in ER lumen
Cellular component (GO): Golgi membrane
Source: RefSeq, a predicted model, not a curated record
CCGCCUCCGCGGCCAUCUUGGAAGCCCCGGAGGCGGCGCCGCGGAGGACGGGGCGGAAGUUCCCGGGGCGGCUGCCGGGAGCCCGAGCGAGCGCGGCGGCCCUGCCCCGUCCCCUUCCCGCGGCCGUGAGGGAGACCGCAGCGUGGGCGCCGCGGAGCUGCGAGAAUGUCUGAAGGGGACAGUGUCGGCGAGUCGGUGCACGGGAAGCCGUCGGCGGUGUACAGAUUCUUCACGCGGCUCGGGCAGGUUUACCAGUCCUGGCUGGACAAGUCCACACCUUACACGGCUGUGCGAUGGGUCGUGACGCUGGGCCUGAGCUUCGUCUACAUGGUCCGAGUCUACCUGCUACAGGGCUGGUACAUCGUGACUUAUGCCUUGGGUAUCUACCAUCUCAACCUCUUCAUAGCUUUCCUGUCGCCCAAGGUGGACCCAUCCCUCCUGGAAGACUCAGAUGACGGCCCCUCACUGCCCACCAAGCAGAAUGAAGAGUUCCGCCCCUUCAUCCGGAGACUUCCAGAGUUCAAGUUCUGGCACGCGGCUACGAAGGGCAUCCUGGUGGCCAUGGUGUGCACGUUCUUCGAGGCGUUCAACGUCCCGGUGUUCUGGCCCAUCCUGGUCAUGUACUUCAUCAUGCUGUUCUGUAUCACCAUGAAAAGGCAGAUCAAGCACAUGAUCAAGUACCGGUACAUUCCAUUUACGCACGGGAAGAGGCGGUACACGGGGAAGGAGGAAGUGAAGACAUUCGCUAGCUAGGAGCUGGACUGGACCCGUCCCUGCCCCAGGAGCCGUGUGGAGCCGUUGUAACAAGGCCUUUUUCUUCCCAUAAAAUAGUUGAUUAUGAGGGAGUUGAAUUUUCUUUCUAAAAAGGAGCCUCUAAUUAUUUGUAACAAAUACCAGGUUCUUGAAGAGACUGGCAUUUAAACCAAAUUGCAUUGAUUUGUUUCCUGUGAUGUUCGCGGAAGGAACUGUUGUGCCCCCUGGGCCGGGGACAGCCAGGGUGUGGCAGUGACCAGGGG